GCAGCAGUCUAAUGCAUGGCAUGGCUCCUUUCUCCCCUCAGUGCUAAAAUAAAAAACAUCAUUUCCACGGAGGAUGCCAAGGCCCGUCUGCUGGCAGAGCAGCAGAACAAGAAGAAAGACAGCGAGACAUCCUUUGUGCCCACCAACAUGGCGGUGAAUUACGUGCAGCACAACCGAUUUUAUCACGAGGAGCUCAACGCCCCCAUUCGGAGGAACAAAGAAGAGCCCAAAGCCCGUCCCUUGCGAGUGGGCGACACCGAGAAGCCAGAGCCUGACCGUGAGUACAGCAAUGGCCUCAGGGCGGCCUGGAGUGAUCACAGCACUCAGGGCCCAUGGAGGCAGGUGGGAGCUCGGGUGCGGGGCCAGGGCAGCUGAGUUUAGUCCAUGUUC
This is a messenger RNA of Myotis brandtii (Brandt's bat), 390 nucleotides long. RefSeq lists its product as hypothetical. The record is from RefSeq and is a predicted model, not a curated record. The transcript has 2 exons. Gene Ontology annotation, biological process: mRNA splicing, via spliceosome. Gene Ontology annotation, cellular component: spliceosomal complex. NCBI's taxonomy places the organism in Eukaryota, Metazoa, Chordata, Mammalia, Chiroptera, Vespertilionidae. The coding region runs from base 16 to 375 and encodes 119 amino acids.